AACCUCUCUUUCUCUCUCUAUACCUUUCUCCCUUACUUUCUCUCUAGAUUUCAGCAGAAAAUAAAAGAAUUUUGUUAAUAAAAAUGGAGAAAAAAUCAAUGAAUUCUUCGCAAGACGUCGAAGUUAGAAAAGGGCCGUGGACGAUGGAAGAAGACUUGAUUCUUAUAAAUUAUAUUGCAAAUCAUGGUGAAGGUGUUUGGAACUCUCUUGCUAGAUCUGCAGGUCUUAAAAGAACUGGAAAAAGCUGUCGACUUAGAUGGUUGAACUAUCUCCGUCCCGAUGUAAGGAGGGGUAAUAUUACACCCGAAGAACAACUUCUGAUCAUGGAGCUUCAUGCUAAAUGGGGAAACAGAUGGUCAAAAAUAGCAAAACAUCUCCCCGGAAGAACAGAUAACGAGAUAAAAAAUUACUGGAGGACAAGGAUUCAAAAGCAUAUCAAGCAAGCGGAAAACUUUAGUGGACAAACUUCUUCAGGACAUACGGAUCAAGCAACCACAAGCUCAACACAAACAUGCAAUGUACUAAAUCCGAUGGAAACGUAUUCACCACCCUACGACAAUUUUCAGAACUUUUCAGGUCCAUUUCCCACUGAAACAAAUGAGAACAUGUGGAGUAUGGAGGAUUUAUGGUCCAUGCAAUUACUAAAUAGCGAUUAAAUCGUUUUACAUUUUAAAAAAAAAAUCAUACCAGAGUCUUAUAGAUCUAUAUAGUAUACAUUUAUAAACAUAUGAGUCGAAAAAAAGAGAGAGUAAAACCAUUGUUUGACUUGUGUCUUUGUUUAUAUAUAUAUAUAGUCAAACGAGAAACAUAAUCAUCUAUAUUUGGUCUUCUGUUUACGGACUCAUGUAUCACUAUAACAGAGUUAUUGAAGUCAUUACAUUUGCUUAUACAAUAAAACGAACCGAAUUAGUGUACA
Molecule: messenger RNA, 916 nt
Organism: Lactuca sativa (garden lettuce)
Lineage: Eukaryota; Viridiplantae; Streptophyta; Magnoliopsida; Asterales; Asteraceae
Product: MYB-like transcription factor EOBI
Biological process (GO): regulation of DNA-templated transcription
Cellular component (GO): nucleus
Molecular function (GO): sequence-specific DNA binding; DNA-binding transcription factor activity
Source: RefSeq, a predicted model, not a curated record